This is a messenger RNA of Canariomyces notabilis, 1155 nucleotides long. RefSeq names its product SET domain-containing protein. The transcript has 2 exons. The coding region runs from base 1 to 1155 and encodes 384 amino acids. Gene Ontology annotation, molecular function: protein binding. Lineage: Eukaryota; Fungi; Ascomycota; Sordariomycetes; Sordariales; Chaetomiaceae. The record is from RefSeq and is a predicted model, not a curated record.
AUGCGCUUCAGGGCCGACUGGAAAGUCCACAAGAAAGUCUGCGGGAAACUGAAACCACCCUCAACCCAGCAUGAUCCUCCCAGCUACAACGCUGGCGGCCCCUACUCAGAGCCUAAAGACCUGGGAAGCCCGACCAAUCAACCGCCCCGCGAUACCACCAUAAACAAGGCAGAAUCUGUCCAGGGACUCCAGGGAGUUGUCACAUCGCUUAACAACGAGGUCUUAGAGUCGGCUAGCAGGCCCUAUACUAUUAGAGCCAUAGCUGGAAAGGGAAAAGGACUCGUUGCAACAAGGAAGAUUGCCAAGGGCAAAUGGAUUCUAUCAGAACUCCCAAUCUUUACACUUCCCAAACGACUCGACAUCAGGGCUUUGGAACACCAAGUUGCAAAGGAGGUGGAAAGCCUCAAUGACGAUCACCGACGCGCUUUCUUCGACUUGACCAACAUUCACGGGAAUGCUUACAGCCAACCGUUCGGCAUCGCCAAGACCAACGCGCUUCCUCUCGGUUCCAACGCCAGUUCCGUCGGUCUGUUCCUCGAUGCCUCUCGAAUCAAUCACUCUUGCCGGCACAAUGCGCAAAACAACUGGAACGAGAAUAUCGGGCGGCUCACCAUCCACGCGCUCCGAGACAUUGAGGAGGGACAAGAAAUCACAAUCCACUAUAUGGGCAGCACGGGAGAAUACGAGGAGCGGCAGCGUUUCCUGCGGGAAAAGUUCAGGUUCGACUGCAAAUGCCAGCUCUGCUCGCUACCGCUCGCCCAGCGAAACCUUAGCGACGCUCGGCUGCGGGAAAUUCAGGUGAUUGACAGAGUGAUCGGGGAAUUUUGCCGGGGCGGUGACUUUAAGCCAGAGACGGCGCUCAAACUCUUGCACAGAAUGUUCCGUUUGUUUGACGAGGAGAGCAUCUGGGACGCGAGCAUUGCUCGGGCGUACAAGGAUGCAUAUGAUAUUGCCCGGUGCAUCGAGAAUGGGGGCGAAUCGAGGGCUCGGGUUUUCGCCGAAAGAACAUACGCCGCGCGAUGUGUGGCCGAGGGGAACGAUAGCCCAGUCGCGCAGAAGAUGAAGCAGGCUGCUGAAGAACUCUCCUCCGCAAAGAUGCCGCAAGGGAUGAAUGAUGGCGAGUUUAAGAAUUGGCUUUGGAUGCUCGAUGGUUAA